This is a messenger RNA of Portunus trituberculatus (swimming crab), 856 nucleotides long. RefSeq lists its product as uncharacterized. The record is from RefSeq and is a predicted model, not a curated record. Lineage: Eukaryota; Metazoa; Arthropoda; Malacostraca; Decapoda; Portunidae. The transcript has 4 exons. Bases 274 to 639 code for a protein of 121 amino acids.
CAUAGUUCCCCUUGCCUGAGGUGUGUGAGUCGUUCCUCCGGUGCUCAGUGCUCAGAUUUUGUGGAUAUUGUGGAUAUUGACAGGUUCAAUCAGUGUUUAUCCCUCGGACUGGCUGUAUGCUGAGCUGUUAGAUCAUCAGCGUAAGGUAAGCGAGCCGAUAACGUUGGUGUCUUGUUGGAUCCUCUAGCGGCGUGAGGUCGAAGUCUUCACGUGUGCAUUGAAGAUGCAGUAAACCGGAGGAAGUCCAUAACCUCUCCUGCCGCUGCUGCUGCCAUGGGGAUUCUCAAUUCGCGUGCUGGCCUUCGUGCCCUCGCCCUCGCCACCCUGCUGGGCCUCGUGUCCGUCCAGGCCACCUCGUCCACUUCAUCGUCCACCGCCCUCGACGUUUCGCCCAAUAACAAGGAUGACGAACUCCAGAAACUCGGACCAGGUAAGACACAACUGGUUAGCUGCUCCUGGACGUGGCCUCUACCUCCAGGGGUCUCAGUUUUGCUUCCAGAUUUGAAAUUGAAAAAGGUCCUUAUUCCCAGAGAGCUCCUGGAGACAUUAGUAAGUACAAUUCAUAAUUUACCACAUUUAGACAGCACUUGGAAACUGGCAAUAUUUACCUGUAUAGUCGAACUCCCUCCCAUCAGGUAGAAUACAAUGUCUUAGACUGAAUUUUGUUGGAUUACAUGUAUUUUGUUAUGGAGGAGAGAGACUCUAAGGGGCGGGAGGACGUGAAAAAGAGAGGUGCAGUUGCCGUGGAGAUACUGACGCACGGAACAAGUAAAGAUAGAAGGCAAUAAAAAAAAAAAAUCAUCGUAUAGGAAACCGCAAGGAAGAGGAAAGGAAAAUAAUGUUCAGUAAAGCGUGU